AAGCAGCGCGGUAGGGUGUGCUGUGUUUCCACGUCAGUGAGAGGAAGGGAGCCGGUUCCUGGCCUCGCUGAGAGAGAAAGAGAGACCCUUCCUCGGCGCAGGGGGGCUUCGCAGGGGGUCCCGAGUCCAGGCAUGCGCAGAAGGACCUCCUCGCCACAGCCGCCGCCGCCGCCCGGGAGCGCCGCCAUUUUGGAUGCUGGGUGGAUGGAGGGGUCUGUCAGGAUUGUGGAUAAGAACAUUUACAUUGUACAAGGUGAAAUCAAUACAGUAGUGGGAGCCAUAAAGCGCAGUGCAAGAUGGAGUACACAUACACACUUGGAUGAAGAACGAGAUCCUCUGCUGCACAGCUUCAGUGUCUUGAAAGAAGUGUUGAACAACAUAACUGAGCUUUCAGCUGUUGAGCCUAUUGUCUUCCUUCGACCUUUUCUGGAAGUUAUCCGUUCAGAAGAUACUACAGGUCCCAUCACUGGAUUGGCUCUAACAUCAGUAAAUAAAUUCCUUUCAUAUGCACUAAUAGAUUCUAAUCAUGAGGGCACAGCUGAGGGAAUGGAGAACAUGGCAGAUGCUGUCACACAUGCCCGAUUUGUUGGCACAGACCCUGCAAGUGAUGAAGUUGUCCUGAUGAAGAUCUUACAGGUCCUAAGGACUCUCCUUCUGACUCCAGUUGGAGCUCAUCUCACCAAUGAAUCAGUGUGUGAAAUCAUGCAGUCUUGCUUUCGUAUAUGUUUUGAGAUGAGACUUAGUGAGUUAUUGAGAAAAUCUGCAGAGCACACUCUGGUCGACAUGGUACAGCUGCUCUUCACAAGAUUACCUCAAUUUAAAGAGGAACCUAAAAGCUAUGUGGGGACUAACAUAAAAAAGAUGUCUCCAUAUCUCAACAGCCUGGAUCUGUGUAGUGGGGAACAGUCCAAAGCCCUGAACCAGUUAGAGAGAGUACUGCUCUUUAAGAAAUUGAAGCUGAAAAUGAGAGCAGGCGGAAUGAGUGACUCAUCAAAAUGGAAAAAGCAGAAGAAAUCACCAAGGAAUUCUUGCCAUGUAACCAAAGCAUCUCAAGGAACAGAACCACCUGCUGCCAAUGGUACAGGUGGAGUUAAUUUCAUUGAUGCACCUUCCCCCAUCUCAUCUGGAAAUUCAGAAAAUGCCUCUUCUACAGUCAGUCCUUCUACUGAUAGUGGUGUAGAUAUUUCUUCCCGGAUCAGCUCAAAGGAAGAUCUUACUGACUUGCAAAUGGCCAGUCCUUUGGAAAUCAAUACAGCAAUGCCUUUAACAGAACCUGGAGGCAGAGAGCUGCUGGAACAUCAGAGUGAAUGCCCUCGAGAGGAAAAGACUCCAUGCACCUCAGUGGAGUCAAUUCCAGAGGUUCUUGAGGAAUGCACAUCUGUGGCUGAACAUUCAGACUCUGCUUCAGUUCAUGACAUGGACUAUGUCAAUCCUCGGGGAGUGCGGUUUACUCAGUGUUCUCAGAAAGAAGGAACAGCAUUAGUCCCAUAUGGCUUGCCCUGCAUUCGAGAAUUACUUCGCUUCCUCAUUUCCCUCACAAACCCACUUGACCGACACAACUCUGAGGUGAUGAUCCACAUGGGACUACAACUGCUCACUGUUGCUCUGGAGUUGGCUUCUGUCGCAAACUUCCCAUCUCUCUUAGGACUUGUGAAAGAAGAAUUAUGUCGAUACCUUUUUCAAUUACUGAGCGUGGAGCGGCUUAAUUUGUAUUCAGCUUCGCUUAGGGUUUGUUUCCUCCUUUUUGAGAAUAUGAGAGAGCACCUGAAAUUCCAACUGGAGAUGUACAUAAAGAAGUUGAUGGAGAUCAUCACUGUGGAGAAUCCUAAGAUGCCCUAUGAGAUGAAGGAGAUGGCACUAGAGGCCAUAGUUCAGCUCUGGAGGAUACCUAGUUUUGUCACUGAGCUCUACAUCAACUACGACUGUGAUUAUUACUGUGCUAAUCUAUUUGAAGAUCUCACCAAGCUGCUGUCCAAGAAUGCAUUUCCUGUUUCUGGACAAUUGUACACUACUCACCUGCUAUCCCUUGAAGCAUUGCUGACAGUGAUAGAUAGAACUGAAGCACAGUGCCAAGCCAAAGUACUCAGCAACAUAUACCAGCAAGAGAAAGCCACACUAAGGCCAAACACAGAAACUACUGGUACUGUCAGAGAAACAAGCUCUAUUGUUGAGGGGAUAAUAGUAGAAGGCAAGUCAGCCACUACAGAAUUACCAGACACAUGUCAACCCACUAAUGGUUGCUUGAUGACAAACCACAUGAAUUUGGAAGUGGGAAGUGAUGCAGCAGGAAAAAACAUUCCGAGGAAGCCUACUCGCUUUUCCUGCUUACUGCCUACAACGCAUGAAUUGAUAAUGAUCAAGAGUAAAAAAAAGCUCCUAAUAAGUGGUUCAGAACAGUUCAAUCAAAAGCCAAAGAAAGGGAUACAGUUUCUGCAGGAGAAAAGCCUCUUGACAACCCCCAUGGAUAACAAUGAAGUGGCGAAGUGGCUACGGGAAAAUCCUAGACUUGACAAGAAAAUGAUUGGGGAAUUCAUAAGUGACCGGAAGAAUGUAGAUUUAUUGGACAGCUUUGUGAAAACUUUCAGUUUCCAAGGUUUGCGAUUAGAUGAAGCCCUGCGACUCUAUCUAGAAGCCUUCCGGCUGCCAGGAGAAGCUCCUGUAAUCCAUAGGCUGUUAGAAGUUUUCACAGAACAUUGGCGUAAAUCAAAUGGGUCUCCAUUUGCUAACAGCGAUGCAUGUUUUGCCCUGGCCUAUGCAGUUAUCAUGCUGAAUACUGACCAACACAACCAUAAUGUUCGCAAGCAAAACGUACCAAUGACGCUAGAGGAAUUCCGAAAAAACCUGAAAGGAGUAAAUGGAGGCAAGGAUUUUGAACAGGACAUGCUGGAAGACAUGUAUCAUGCUGUCAAAAAUGAAGAGAUUGUGAUGCCAGAGGAGCAGACAGGCCUAGUAAAGGAAAACUAUUUAUGGAGUGUGCUGCUGCACCGUGGAGCCACUGAUGAAGGAAUUUUUCUGCAUGUCCCACCUGGAAGCUAUGACCACGACCUGUUUGCCAUGAUCUGGGGCCCCACUGUUGCAGCUCUGUCCUAUGUUUUUGACAAGAGCCUAGAUGAAACAAUAAUCCAGAAAGCCAUAUCUGGUUUCAGAAAAUGUGCCAUGAUUUCUGCCCAUUAUGGCCUCAGUGAUGUUUUUGACAACCUCAUAAUUUCUCUCUGCAAAUUUACGGCUCUUAGCAGUGAGUCCAUUGAGAACCUGCCUACAGUUUUUGGAAGCAAUCCUAAAGCCCACAUUGCAGCGAAGACUGUAUUCCAUUUGGCUCAUCGCCAUGGUGAUAUUUUGCGGGAGGGCUGGAAAAAUAUCAUGGAAGCUAUGCUACAGCUUUUCAGAGCAGAACUGUUGCCAAAAACAAUGGUGGAGGUUGAAGAUUUUGUAGAUCCCAAUGGCAAGAUCUCUCUCCAGCGUGAGGAGACACCUUCCAACCGUGGUGAGUCUACAGUACUAAGUUUUGUUAGCUGGCUGACACUCAGUGGCACAGAACAAUCUGGUAUGAGAGGGCCAUCUACAGAGAGCCAAGAGGCAAAAAGAAUGGCACUGGAAUGCAUAAAGCAAUGUGAUCCAGAGAAGUUAAUCACUGAAAGCAAGUUUUUACAGCUAGAAUCCUUGCAGGAACUGAUGAAGGCUCUCAUCUCUGUGACACCUGAUGAGGAAACUUAUGAUGAGGAAGACUGUGCCUUUUGCUUAGAGAUGCUUCUAAGGAUUGUCCUGGAAAAUAGGGAUCGAGUAGCCUUUGUGUGGCAGGCAGUUCGAGACCAUUUUUACCACUUGUGUGUUAAUGCUAUGGAGUAUUGCUUCCUUGUGGAGAGGGCAGUAGUAGGACUGUUGCGGCUGGCAAUCCGACUGUUGCGUAGGGAAGAGAUCAGUGCUCAGGUGCUGCUCUCUUUGCGCAUCCUGCUCAUGAUGAAACCCAGCAUGCUAAAUAAGGCCAGUCACCAGAUUGCAUAUGGCUUACAUGAGCUUCUCAAAACCAAUGCUGCCAACAUCCACUCUGGAGAUGACUGGUACACCCUCUUUACCCUCUUGGAAUGCAUUGGUUCAGGGGUAAAACCACCCCCAGCGCUGCAAGCCACAGCAAGAGCAGAUAUUGAUACAGGGGCUCAGUCAGACAGUGAGAUCUCUUGUCACUCAAAUGAAGCCAGUCUGGAUCGUGGCUACACUUCUGAUUCAGAGGUGUAUGCAGAUCACAGCAAGCAAGUCAAAAUUCAUCGCUCUAUCACAGAUGUGGAUGUGGUGAAUAGUGGCUGGCUUGUGGUUGGAAAGGAUGACCUUGAUAACCCAAAAGUCUUAGCUGGACUCUCCAAACUUGGCAGCUCUCCUUUGGUGAAUCAGUACAGUCUGACUGUGGGGAUGGACCUUGGCCCACAUAAUACCAAGUCCCUCAUGAAGUGUGUGGAAUCCUUGUCUUUCAUCGUACGAGAUGCUGCCCAUGUCACACCUGAGAACUUUGAGCUCUGUGUCAAAACUAUCCGCAUCUUUGUGGAGGCUAGUCUAAAUGGAGGCUGCAAGUCCCAGGAGAAACGGGGGAAAAGCCAUCAAUAUGACUCGAAACCAACACGUUUUAAGAAGAAAUCCAAAGAGAGUUCUCUGCGGCACAUGAGGGCCUCCAGCCAGCAUCAGCACCGUUCCCCCAGUGAGGAUGAGGAUGAGGAUGAGAGUGUCCCUGCCAGUUACCACACUGUGUCUUUACAGGUUAGUCAGGACCUGCUAGACCUAAUGCAUACCCUCCACACCCGAGCUGCCAGCAUCUAUAACUCUUGGGCAGAAGAGCAGCACCAUCUUGAGACUGCAGGAAAGAAAAUUGAAGCAGACUCUCGGACAUUAUGGACUAAUUGCUGGUGCCCUUUGCUGCAAGGUAUUGCCUGCUUGUGUUGUGAUGCACGACGACAGGUGCGGAUGCAGGCUCUGACUUACCUUCAACGGGCUCUCCUUGUACAUGACCUGCAAGCGCUUGAUGCUUUGGAGUGGGAAUCCUGUUUCAACAAGGUGCUAUUUCCCUUGCUGACCAAACUCCUGGAAAACAUCAGCCCAGCAGACAUUGGCGGGAUGGAGGAGACCAGAAUGAGAGCUUCAACUCUACUUUCCAAGGUCUUCUUGCAGCACUUGUCUCCAUUACUUUCACUCCCAACAUUCGCUGCUUUGUGGUUGACAAUUCUGGAUUUCAUGGACAAAUAUAUGCAUUCUGGAUCCAGUGAUUUGUUGCCAGAGGCCAUUCCUGAAUCACUGAAGAAUAUGCUGCUAGUAAUGGACACAGCAGGAAUAUUUCACAGCUCUGACUCACGGACAGGCUAUUCAGAUCUCUGGGAGAUCACUUGGGAGCGAAUAGAUUGCUUUUUGCCAAAACUGCGAGAUGAGCUUUUCAAACAGACAGUCAUCCAAGACCCAGUUUCUACUUUACCAGUAGAGAUGCAUCCUGCAAAACCAAUCAUAUCUGCUCUGCCACAUUCUUCUGGAGGUGAUGCAAGGUCUACCCCCCUCUCAGUACACUCUGAGAAGUCUCCUGAGCUGACAGUGACAGACUCAGAGAAUACCUUGGUGCCUGGUCCCAGCACAUCCAGUCUCCCUGGCCAACAGUUUGUCUCUCCAGCAGCAACUGUGAAAGUGAAUUCAGCAAAAGAUGCACCUCCAGGAAUGGCACAGCAGCCCCUUAUUCUUCAGCCACUGGCCUCCCCUUUACAGGUUGGAGUGCCACCAAUGACUCUGCCUAUUAUUCUGAACCCAGCCCUCAUAGAGGCCACCUCCCCUGUGCCUCUUCUAGCCUCCCAACGUCCGACUGACUCCAUGACAACUUCUGAAGUCAAUUGAGGAGAGGUAUAAAUGGGACACAUGGCUGCAGGAGAGAUUAUGAUAAUGGAUGCAGGCCUGCUGUGUCUGGUAGAAGCCAUGAUUGCUGUAGGGAAGGCCCUAGCAGCUCACUUUCCACUGUGGCCCUUCUUCCCAGUGGACAUAAAGCCAAAAUCACCAUCCCAGAACAUCUUUUCUAGAACCCCUGAUUCUCUCUGAAUGGAGGGAAUCUCUGCAUGGCCAAUUCCUCUUCUCUGUAGAGUUGAAGGACAGCAUCCAGUCUUUCAGUGCAGCCCUCCUGGUGUCUGUGAUCCAAACAAAGGUAUGAUCUUCCCUGCACUGGAGAGCAAAGGAGCCAGCUUCCUUACUUAACCAGGAGGAGAAGGUCGCAGUAUGCCUAUGCUUCUUUGCUCUGCUUGGCACUGGUUUUCCUCCAGUCACAUUUGGUUCUUGAUUAUUCAGCGUGUUAGGCUGAGUAGCUUUAUGUGUCAUGCUGGGCCUUCUGGGAGCAUCUGGAAAAUAUUGCUGCCCAAGACCAGAGGAUGGGAGAAAAAAUCCAUAGAAAGAAUACAUAGACUGGGGCAAAAACAUUUCUCUCUGAAAGUACUGAGUGAGCAGUUCUGUCUUGACCAAUUUCUCCACUAGAGGCUCUCCACCUUUCAUUUGACCCCUGCUGGAUAUCCUCCAGGCAUUCUGAAUUUGUGCUUGCUGUCUUCAAGUGAAACAGUGGGGCUGAGGUGAAUAUUGCCUACUGAGUGAAAGGCUUCUGGAAGCACACAGCCUUUACUAUACAUGUUGCAGCUCUGUUGAGUAAGGGCUGCCAAAUGUUCCUUUCAGUCCUCAAACAAUCUCUCACAUUAAGAUGAUGCCAUUGUCCUCCUGCACCACUGGGCUGUCAGCACAAAACCAGAAAGUAAAAUGUGACUCAUCUAGUGCUUCCUUUCUUUUAUGCAUUAGGCUAAAUUUUUCCACAUUUAUUGCAGAAUCCCAUUCGGAACUGAAGCCAGUGUCUACUAUGUGGAACAGCAAGUGACUGUGUGUAUAUAUAUAUAUUCUUAAGAAGUCAAUUGACUUUAUACAGUGGAAUAAAUAUGAUCUGUAAAUGAAA
Messenger RNA from Sceloporus undulatus (fence lizard), 6946 nucleotides. RefSeq names its product golgi brefeldin A resistant guanine nucleotide exchange factor 1 (gene GBF1). The record is from RefSeq and is a predicted model, not a curated record. NCBI's taxonomy places the organism in Eukaryota, Metazoa, Chordata, Lepidosauria, Squamata, Phrynosomatidae. Gene Ontology annotation, molecular function: guanyl-nucleotide exchange factor activity. Gene Ontology annotation, biological process: regulation of ARF protein signal transduction. The transcript is spliced from 41 exons. Bases 133 to 5859 code for a protein of 1908 amino acids.